CGUGACUCAGUUGAGUAAGUGACCGUAGACUACUCAAUGUAGCGGCAGCCGCCGAGCCGAGAGGACGCACAGCAGAGCAGCAGCACUUGUCUGAUAAACAAUGGCUGCCUUACUCGUGUUGAUGCCGUUACUUUGUGUCGCCGCUGUGGUGGGGGAACCCAGCUGCUUGCUGCCACCCGCCUCCGAAGAGCAGCUCCCAUUUACCAUGGAGAGGAAGAACUGGUACGUGCUGUUCCAGUAUGAGGCGCCAGACUACCAGAGGCUCGGAUGCUUCGCCCUCACGCAGACGCCCGGCGAGAAUCCGUACGAAAUCAACAUCAACGGCAGUUUCAGCAGGCAACCUGAUUUCCCUGUGUCAGGUAAUGCAGUAUUCAAAGGAAACCGAAUGAUAAAGGUAUAUGAUGGUAAAUGGGACAAGGAGUUUACUGGGGACUACAAUGUGGUGUACGGAGACAAGGAUAUAUUCAUUGAUCACUUCUGCUAUUUGGGAAAUGAAAUGGCCCAGAUCUUCACAACUGACAAGAAACCCAGCGCUGAGGUGCUCCAACGAAUCUGGAAGGUUGUUGACGAACAUCCUGAAGUGGAAAAAUCCAAAUUCAAGGAAGCAAUCUGCUAAUACUUUACUUGUUGACAAAUGGAAGUUUGAGGAAGCUGUUUCUAAGAUUUCUAAUCUGUGUUUCCUUCCAAUGAGCUUCCUUCUAUUGAGUGAUAACUGAACACGUACAGGACCCAACUAAACCCAAUCUUUACACAUACGUUACACAGAUUAUUUUAUAGAUUAUUAAUAAUAUUGAAAGUUUCAUUAUUUGACACCAGUAAAUAAAAGAAAUGAAUAAAUACUGAAUACAUCGCUUAUGCAAGGAAUAGGAAAUACGCUGUUUCGAAAUGACUGUCACAACCCACAAACUGGAAAACUAUAUUGAUAAUAAUCAAAACUCUGUUUACUUUCUCGUAAUAUCGGCACAUAUCAGGAACCUUACGGCAACAGAUUGAUGACAGGUACAUUUUUGUUAGAGAACGGGAUAUAAUGUGAAAUAAGGUCAACUAUGGCGACGUCCAGAAUACGCCUGCAACAGCAUAUGUCACUACGAUCUUUUAGGCGAACUCCAGAUCUCCUCAAAUUCAGUUAACUGACUCUACCUUAUUUCAUUUUUAUUGUGUGACCCACUCCACGUAUUCAACGUACAUAUCUUUCCCAUACCACUGCAGAAACACCACAAGAUUUCGUUCAGUCUCUGCUUCUGCAUACUGUCUUCGAACAUCUGGUAUUCUUAAGUCAUGUCUACUGGCAUGUAGACAGUUAAAAAAAGCGGAAUUGAAGGAGAAUAUCAAUCAGUAUAUGGAAACCAGGAAGAGUGGAGACUGGUGGAGUUCUCAAACUCAUUUUAUCUAUUUGUCACGAAGUACACCUAAAAGAAAAGAAGGUAGACAAGAAUAGACCAGCAUACAUGAGUAGGCCUAUAUGUCAAUUACAUUAUGUGAUCGUUAGAGAAUGAUUUAGCUGCUGAGUAUUUGAAUGGGAAGUAUACUUAGGAAUCAAUACGAAUUAAGAUCAUGACAUAGUUCUACACCAUAGGCAAUUAAGGGAACAGAAAAUGUUAGUGGGAUAUUUGCAAAAUGUAACUGAAUAAGGUAAAGUAGAAACCCUUUAUACAUUGUCCAUCAAGCUGUCGAAGGAGGCCCAAAGGGAUAAAUGCGAAACGUCCUAGACGAUCAGUGUGGAAACCAGUGCUUCAGACAGCAGAACACCCAAAUAUACGGUACAAUAAAACAUCACUUGAAAAAAAUACACAAACAAAAUGUUUCAAUGGUACAGACGACGAGUUUGCUGGUCAGGCUGUCUUAGAAUGAUGAAUAAAGUGGAUCACAAUGAAUGAAUCCAGCAAAAGUACUUCAACCGUAAUCACUUGAUAACUGAAACUGUCAUAUCUAGGCAGAAACAAUAAUACAGCUGAAAAUAAUCAAGUGAAAUCUGCGUUAGCCGUAGUUAAUAAAAUGA
This is a messenger RNA of Schistocerca serialis cubense, 1999 nucleotides long. RefSeq lists its product as uncharacterized. Lineage: Eukaryota; Metazoa; Arthropoda; Insecta; Orthoptera; Acrididae. The record is from RefSeq and is a predicted model, not a curated record. The transcript has 6 exons. The coding region runs from base 101 to 616 and encodes 171 amino acids.